AUGGCAGCCGCCGGCCACCAUUCACGGCCAUUCAUGGAUCUCACCGGCCACCACUGCAUCUCCAUCACCAUCACGGCGCCUGCAGGUUGGCACACGAGCCUCCACUGCUACGAGCUUCAACCUUGCCGGAAAACGCAUCAGACCAUCCCUGCACCUAUUCGUCAAUCGCCGACCACUGCAACACCCACAACUACGCCGCAUCCACCAUUAGCGCACCAGAUCUGCACCACUUCGUGCGACCACCACGAGCUUCACGCACCACCACUGCAUCCACUGCCGGAAAUGCGAGCAAGCCUCCACUACUUGCCGGAAAACACAGCACCUGCACCAUUCCCUCGCGCCACCGUGACCAUCACAGAUCUGCAACCAAAACAUCUCCUUUGUUGCAACGCCGUCCACGCCACUAUGAGCCUCCACCGCAGUAGCAGCGAAAGAGCAGCCAUAACCUCCAUUGCACCUAUAGAAACCUUAUCACGACAGCCACCAUCAACACUACCGCACCUCUUCGUUCGCGCAACAGCAGCCACCGCGACGCGCCACCUCCAUCGCGACCAUCUUCUCCGCAGUGCCUCCACACCACUGCAGCAGCGCGCCUCCGCAACUGCAACCAUUGCGUCCACACACGAACCACCACUACAGCAGCGCGCCUCCGUACCUGUAACCAUCAUUCGUGCACCUCCUGUAGCUCUACAACAAGCACCACCUCCAUCUUUUCUCCAGACCAGCGCAUUCCUCUCCUUCUCGCCGACCACCAUUCACGUUCCGCCCACACCACCCCCUCUUGUGGUACCCACACCACCCCCUCUUGUGGUACCUACACCACCCCCUCCUCUAGUACCCACACCACCCCCUCCUGUGGUACCCACACCACCACCUAUCUUUCAUCUACAACAACCUUCUCCCUUAUUGUCUGCAGCUUUGCACAAUAUUGUUAUACCUUCCCCAUCAUCAGUCCCUUCUCCUAAUAUUAUUGGCACCUCAGAUACUACUGAUGUUGUUGAUGUUGACCCUCCUCUUCAUGAGCGAACCAUGAUUGAAACGUUUAAUCGAGGGUUUCUUCCUUCUAGAGUUGCUUCCCAAGCCAUCACACGGUCCAUUAAGCAAUAA
Messenger RNA from Vigna unguiculata (cowpea), 1107 nucleotides. The record is from RefSeq and is a predicted model, not a curated record. NCBI's taxonomy places the organism in Eukaryota, Viridiplantae, Streptophyta, Magnoliopsida, Fabales, Fabaceae.